Rotaria sordida is the source of this 978-nucleotide messenger RNA. The record is from the annotation of a GenBank genome assembly. NCBI's taxonomy places the organism in Eukaryota, Metazoa, Rotifera, Eurotatoria, Philodinida, Philodinidae.
AUGAUGUUGGAGAAACGCAAGAUUCCUGGUAUUUCACUUGGUCUUAUUCGAAAUGGAAAAAUAAUUCAUGCUAGAGGUUAUGGCUAUUCAAAUAUUGAGCAUCGAGUACCGGUGAAAAUAGAAACGAUUUUUCAAUCUGCAUCGGUUGGCAAACAAUUCACUUCGAUGGCCGUUAUGAUGCUUGUUGAAAAAGGAAAAAUUGAAUUAGAUAAAACAAUAAACUACUAUUUCCCGGAUGCACCUACUACAUGGAACAAAAUCACUGUUCGACAUCUUUUGACACACACUUCAGGAAUGGCUGAUUAUCUGGCUGAUUUAGAUUUACGUGCCGAUUAUACCGAAGAAAUAUUUUAUAAAGAAACUCAGAGAAUUCCACUUGUAUUUCAACCAGGUGAAGGAUGGAAUUACAGCAAUCUCGGAUACGCCAUACAAGGAUUCUUAAUUCGGCGUGUGAAGGGACAAUAUUUCGGUGAUUUUCUAAAAGAAAAUAUUUUCAAUCCUCUCGGAAUGACCACAGCAAGGGUAAUCAGCGAAGCAGAUAUAAUUCCGAAUCGUGCUGCGGAAUAUAUUUUGAUUGAUGGUGAACUCAAAAAUCAGCCAUGGGUAUCACCAACUUUCAAUUCGAUGGCUGAUGGAUCUUUGUACCUAACCGUCUAUGACAUGGCCAAAUGGAAUGCAGCACUUUAUACUAAUCAGCUUCUAAAAAAUCAAACAAGUUUUGAUGCAAUGUGGGGCCAUGUUAAACUAAACAAUGGUACUGCCUAUCCGUACGGUUUUGGUUGGACUUUAAAAGAAGCCCAAAACCGAAUGCGCAUUGUCGAACAUUAUGGCAUAUGGCAAGGCUUUCAAUCAAUGAUUAUUCGUGUUUUAGAGGAGAAACUUACAAUGGUAUUUUUUGCUAAUUUGAAUGAUCAAGACGUGCAUGAAAUUGCUCGACUUGCAUUGGCACUUUAUUAUGCGCCAGUAAAUAACAGAUAG